Ectocarpus siliculosus is the source of this 1357-nucleotide messenger RNA. The record is from the annotation of a GenBank genome assembly. Lineage: Eukaryota; Phaeophyceae; Ectocarpales; Ectocarpaceae.
AUGGCGGAGAGCAUCUACAACCUGCUACCCGAAAUAAAGGAGGAAACGGUUAAGCCACCCAUGUACAAGGCCACCUUCGACCACAGCCGAAAAGUGCCGUACUCGACCUUUGACCAGAGGAAAGCCAAAGGCGGCAUGUUCGGGAUCAAGGAAGGGAAGAGGUCGACGGAGCCGAGACAUUUUCUUCGGGUAGGGGAAGGCACGGAGGCGAGGAGGAGAGCCGGGAAACGGCCGGAAUUGCCGAAGAUCGUCCACGGGCUUGGAGGUAGCGGCGGGGGCGCCGCGAGAAGCGGUUCUUCGGCGGGGUGGGCGUCUAGAGGGCCUACGGGAAUGAAGCGGGGCUUGCAACUAUUGCCGGCGAGGAUGAAACCACCAGUCCCCCGGCGGGGGGAGCGGCCGACGAUGGGCCUGCACUCCGCCAAGAACUUCGUCACCUCCAACGCGGUGGAGACUAUCCUCGCCGUGCCCGCCAACCGCCGCCGACCACCGAUCGACUACCUCAAGAAGGAGGACUUCGGCAGGGUGCCGGACUACUUAGCGCAAGUUCAGGCCGAAGUUCGGGCCGAAAACGAAAUGGUGGAGGAGUUUGUACGGGAACAGAUGGGCAUCAGCGCAAUCGCGAAGGAGGAAAUCCCAGAAAUGCCGAGCGAGGAACAGGCGGAGCUGGUGGACAAGCUCAAGGCAAAAUGGGACGAUGUCAAUUGCAGGUAAUGGUGACAGCGGGAUACACAAAGCGCGAAUGAACACAACACGCAUGCAGACUGUCGUAAUAUUCUCGCUCGGCAUUCCUCCGCUCAUUCCCCCCCUCCGAAUCCACUCUGGGUCUACUGCUGGCAGGUGGGACUACUGUAGUAUUGUUGGCAUCGACAAGCGCUGAUGUGUGAUUGUUCCGCCCGAAAUGGAUGCACCAACAACAGACCCACGGAUUUCGUCGGAAAGACUAAAAGUGCAAAUAUGAACUGAAACGGCAAAACAGCCAUCCCCGAUCCCCUGAGAAAGAUAAACAUGCGAAAUAGAGUAAUUUCUAGCGCCCAUGGAGCAACACUAGCUCAUUCCACGCCCGCACCAAAACCUCUCCAAGCCGUUGACCCACCACCACUCCUAUCAAAACAUGAAGACUGCUGCUUGCAUCGCCGCUGCGUGCGCCACUUCGGCGUCGGCCUUCGUGGCCCCCAGCGCCUUCAACGGUGCCGCCCUCACCACCGCGGCCAAGUCCUCCUCGGCCAUGAAGAUGUCCUUCGAGUCCGAGAUCGGCGCGCAGCCCCCGCUCGGCUUCUGGGACCCGCUCGGCCUCCUCGAGGACGCGGACCAGGAGCGCUUCGAGCGCCUCCGCUACGUGGAGGUGAAGCACGGCCGC